Molecule: messenger RNA, 3996 nt
Organism: Melitaea cinxia (Glanville fritillary)
Lineage: Eukaryota; Metazoa; Arthropoda; Insecta; Lepidoptera; Nymphalidae
Product: bromodomain-containing protein 4-like
Exons: 2
Source: RefSeq, a predicted model, not a curated record
UUUCAGGUCGCAGCAUUUGCUGUACUCAGCAUAGCAUGCGCCAAGAACUCGACAGCGAAAACGAAACCGAAACGACAAUUAGAAAACAUAAGAACACCACAGAAUCUUCAAUACUCCUUAGUACUACCACAUUCAAGAGUUGCGCACUUUCGAUCCCUGUCAAGUAGCCGAAGAAUAUCCAAUGUUCAACCUCGUGGAGGAAAGCUGCCGCCAUACGCGGUGCAAAUGGAGCCAGUCGUGCAAUACUCUCAAAAGGAUCCACUAUAUGAUCCCAAUCAUGAUAAUGUAGAAAGUAAUGGUAACAGAAACGAAAUAUUCGCUCAACCGAAAAUACUUAAUGUCCAAGAUCAAGACCUCGAAAGUUCUUUUGGCCCUCCUUACGGUGCUUUCCCCACUGCUCCCCUUUACAGCGAAGACGCUCAUCCUCACUAUAUCGAUGCCCCGGAGCCUAUUAUUGAAAUCAUCAUAAAAGAGUCCAAUGAAUCAUUACCUGCACCACCUCCUGUUCCAAUUCAAAAGAAGAAAAAGGAACCAGUUCAAGUAUUUUACGUUAAAUACAGCAAGGACCCACAUUCCAAGGAUAAAGUUAUCUAUGAAAAGCCUAUUCCAGCAAUCACGCCUCCAUCCAAUGAUGAAGAACACGAGGAAUACGUCACAGUUACCCCCGAACCUUUGUACAUUCCUGCGCAAACUACCACUUUAAGGGCUAUUAUCAAGCCAGAAUCUGAAACUUAUCACAGCAAUGGUAAUGUUAAGAUUACAUUUGGAAAUGAAAAUCAUCAUUAUGGUAAUAGAAGAGAAGAAGGUUCUCACUACGAAGAUCGGGAAGAGACGGCACCAAGACCAGCAAUCGCUUUACCUAACCAACGGUUAAAUGAGGCACAAUCUGAGCGGUCAGCUUCUCCAAGACCACAAUACAGUGAUCGUGACUUGAAACAAGUAAAUCAGGCUAACCCGAUUAACUAUCAACAUGGACAACAAGCACAAAAUCGUAUUCAAUUCCAACAACCUUUUAUUAGCCAUGAACCUCAAUUACCUCGACAAGGACCGUCUGCUGUUCCGUUCAGAAAUCAAAUACCUCGUCAAAACCCGUUUGGUCCCUCUCCGUCACUUAGACCUGUUUUUUCAAGUGCAUCUCCUAGCCCUAGUAAUCAUUUCACUAACGUCGCGCCUACAAUUCCUGGACCUCUUGGCCCAGUAUUUCCAACAUUCUCAAGGCCCAGUAACCAACCUCCAUUCCAUUCACGUCCCAAUGGUCCAACUUUUGGCAACAGGCAACAUUUUCCACCAAAGCCUAGUUUCCAUUCUGGACCUCAAAGACCAUUCCAUCAAACUCCACAACAACAGAACUACUUCGAUGAAGCUAAAUAUUUACAAGAAAAUUAUCAUACGAUUACAACAGAUCAAGUAGAUCCUCCAAAAAUACAAUUAUUACCUAACAGACAAAUACAAAACUUUAAUGCGAACACAAAACCUAGUCCAAAUCCGUCUCACGUUCACUUUUCAGAUCAUCAAUCUCGACCACAACAACUUAUUCCAUACAAUCAACAAUUACCACAACAGAGACCUCUUCAAGCUUUCGACUCAAAUAAAAACAAACCUUCUUUCACAGUAGCCCCAAGCCGAUCGCCGUUUUUUAACUUGAAACCAUCGCCACCACGCAUUGAAGAAAAUCGUAUUCCAUUCCAACGUCAACCAGCUCCUCAACAGCAUGUCAGUUUCCAUAAUGGUUUACAACCAAGACCUUCAGUACAAAUUACUACUCCGGAAAACAGUCACAAUCAUGGCUCAUUUUCAGGAAUAAUUUCACCGUCACCAUCACCUUCACCUUCUCCGGGCCCUCCCAGUCAUAACCAAUUCCUACCACAACCUUCUCCCACUUUUUACAAUUUCCAUCCACAACCUACUCCGAUCACUCAACAAAGCUUCCACCAACAAAGUUUUUCAUCAGAUAGACCUCAAAAUCAACAAAAUAGCUACCAAUUUACAUCAAAUGCCGAACAUCAACAAAACAUCAAUCAGUUUGUGCCAAACGGUGGGGAAUUAGUAGCUGCUAUCCCCAAAUACGAACAACAUAUAACAGUCAAUGGCCCAGAUGCCCAACCUAAUUUUAAAGACGUGACUGUUUCAAGUCAAUCAGCUCCAACACCUACUAGUGCUACACAACACCAACAAGCAUCCCGAGAUCAAUCGCAGUACUUAGAUGCUGAACAACAACAAGUAAGACUGCAAUUGGCCCAAAACGUAAGAAAACAACAAGAAGAAAUUCAACGCCUACAAAAUCAGUUGCAAUAUGCCCAAGAACAACACCAACAGCAGCAGCAACAACAUCAACAAGAACAACAACAACAGCAGCAGCAACAUCAAUACCAACUGCAGCAGCAACAACAUCAACAAGAACAACAACAACAGCAGCAGCAACAUCAAUACCAACUGCAACAACAACAGCAGCAGCAGCAACAGUAUCAACAGCAACAACAACAGCAAAAUCAAUACCAACAGCAGCAACAGCAACAGCAACAAAAUAAUCAGUACAAUCAAAAUUACCAGCAAUAUCAACAGCAACUUAUAAAUAGCCAAUACGUUCAAGAAAGAUCAAAACAACAGCCUACAUACGUAACAAGUACGCCAUCUCCUUCACCAUACUACCAAUCAACAACAAGAACUGUUGAAAUUAAACCAACUACUCAAACAUAUGUAUCAUCCACUUUAAAUUCAGUAAGUAGUACCCCUGAACCGAUUAAAGAAGAAAAAAAGAAGAGACCUGCAAUCGAAUUACCCGAUGAAGUUCCAGAUGAUUUAAGACAACAAUUACUAUCUUCAGGUAUUUUAGAUAACGCUGACAUAAGUGUUCUUGAUUAUGACAAGGUGGGAGACACUCCUUUGGAGUCAUUGCCACCAGAUCAAUUAGCAAACUUCUUCAGUGCUGGGGGUGGUCAACAAAUUGCUGCUAGUGAAUAUAGACCGAUUGUUGUUAAGCCAAAUGGUGAUAGCAUCGAAUCUAGAAUUGAUGAAAGCGUAGAUGAUGAUGACCAGGAUAUAGCCGCCUCAGAAAAUGUUCCGAGUUACGUUGCUCCACCAUCUGCCCAAAAUAAAGGCGUUGAAAUGAAAGUAGUACAUUUCGAUCCAGAGACGCCAGAGGGUCAAAAAAUUGCAAGCGAUUAUGUAAAAAGAGAUGCCACCCAAGUUGAUCCCGUGGCUUUAAAUGAUAAAAAAUAUAACAGGUAUCUACCCCUCAAAGUUAGCGGCAAUCAAUUUCCUUUACCUGACGUAUUAAAAGGACGAAAAAUUACUUCUGUAGUUGUAUUGGCUCCUGUACAAACAGAGACACUAAAUGCUGAACAUUCUAGAGCAGAACGUGCCACGAGUGACAGUUUAAGAGGAAUUAAAUUCGUUGCUGGUGACAGUUUACACAACUUAUUGAAGAAACCUACAAAAGACAACUUCGAAAAAUGGUUAGAUACUGAAAAGAAGACUGCUACAGAUGAACAAUCCGUUAUUCUUCUUGUGACAGGAUCCGAAGAACCUACAGAGGAAAGAGAAAUUUUCAUGUUUGACGUUUCAUCAGGUACUGUUAAUAAACUUAGCGGUGAACUAUCUAAUGCAUUCGUCGAGGCAGCGGAGAAUAAUUCGUUGAGUAAAGACUAUGAAAAACUUGCCAUUGAGGGAGAAGGCACUCCAGAAAGCUUCAGUAAAGGUGAUGCCGUUGCAGAUGGAUCGGAAAAUGUGCCAUUAUUCGUAGAUUUAUCAGGAGUCAGCCUAGACAGCGAUAAUAACAGAGUAUUAAUUUCAUCAGGAUACAGUAAAACGAAACGAGGUCGAGCUAUCCGAAGACAUUGAUGUACAAACGCCGAAUGGCGAGUUUCUGUAAAUAGUAAAUAGUUUUAGUAUAACUAAAUUAAACAACGUAUGUUGUGUAUUCAGUCGUUAAUUAUUAUUGCGCAAGUGAUGAUCAGGUUGUAAUAUAUGAAAUCUUAUUAAAAAAAUUAAAUAGUA